Messenger RNA from Alosa alosa (allis shad), 4019 nucleotides. RefSeq names its product rabphilin-3A-like. Gene Ontology annotation, molecular function: small GTPase binding. Bases 639 to 2492 code for a protein of 617 amino acids. Gene Ontology annotation, biological process: intracellular protein transport. Gene Ontology annotation, cellular component: membrane. NCBI's taxonomy places the organism in Eukaryota, Metazoa, Chordata, Actinopteri, Clupeiformes, Clupeidae. The transcript is spliced from 20 exons. The record is from RefSeq and is a predicted model, not a curated record.
GUGUCGGUGACAGAAAAGAGCAAAGGAAGAAACGUUGAGUUCAGUUUUUCUUUCCAGGGUGCCGGGGUUUCCUUACAAGAGUAUCAAGGGCUUGACGUUCAGAGCUUCAGGAAGAUCCCACGCAAGGCUGAAGGAGCGCCUGCUGGCAGUAAGAUCUAAGAGAAAGAGACGGGGGGGAGUGCGCUUUCGUUCCGUGCUACGGCGCGCUCUGGAAUACAGGAGCAACCCCCCGUGGCUGCCAACGCUUUCUCCAUCGGUCGUUGCAUGCGCAAUAGACGACUCAGAUGUCGAUUCCGCCUGUGCUGAAUUAGUUCGCAUCAAUUGCUGGCAUCUCCUUUCUGCGGACGGGCACGAAAUAGUCGUCGUUGUGAGGUGCAUCUGAGAGGGAAGGCCUGCUGAAGGAAGGGCGGGUGGGACUGGCUAGUCUCGGGCAGUGACAGGGGAAACCAAGCGGCUUUGGGGAGAUAGCAGGCGGAAAGCGGGACGGGUACUCGGACUUUGUUGUCCUCCUCUUCCUCACCACCUUCAUCCUUCCUCUUCCUCCCAGGCUGCUCUUCCUCCUCCUGUCCUGUGGCCCCGUCUGGAUGCCCUGCGUCCUCUCCGUCUCUCACCUGUAACAGAGGAACGGAACAGCAGCCAUGACAGACGCCGUGAUGGGCAUGAGGGGUGUCCACGCCAAUGACAAUGACCAGGGCAACUGGAGCACAGCGGCGGCUCCCAGCCCGGGCCCCGACCUGACAGACGAGGAGAAGGAGAUCAUCAACGGCGUGAUCGCCCGCGCCGAGAAGAUGGAGGCCAUGGAGCAGGAGAGGAUUGGGCGGCUGGUGAACCGGCUGGACGACAUCAAGAAGACGGUGUGCGGGGACGGCGUGUCCCGCUGCCUGCUGUGCGGUCAGCAGCUGGGCGUCCCCGGGGUUAGCUGUGUGGUCUGCGAAGACUGCAAAAAGAGCAUGUGCUCCAAGUGUGGAGUUCAGGCCAGCAGUAAACCCCGCGCCGUGUGGCUGUGCAACAUCUGCAGCGAACAGAGAGAGGUGUGGAAGCGGUCUGGUGCCUGGUUCUUUAAAGGCUUCCCCAAGCAGUUCCUGCCCUCACCCAUGCCCAUCUCCAAGCACAAACCGCCGGCGGCCUCACAGAUCAAAGCUCAGGCCCCUGCUGCUGCUGCUGCCUCCGCUCAGCCUCACACACAGGCCGCAGGUCCAGAGGAGACUCACGCUGCCCCAGCCGGACCACAGCCUUCAAACACGGAGGUGUCGGGGCGUGCUGGUCACCCACCCGUGGCCGCGAAACCCAGCGUGGCUCCCAAACCGACGCUGCCUCCCAAACCUGCCGAGCCCUACGCAGCGGAGGACAGCCCCGUGGUGAUGAAGAGGGCCAUCACCGUCCAGAGCUCCAGACCCGGCCCCGCCGCGCAGGCCCCCGCGGCCCAGCAGGAGCCCGGCUUUCGAGAGCAGACAGCGCCCCCUGCUGUGAGGGAGGAGAGGAGGCAGCCCGCUGCCUUCAACCCCCCACCUGCCCGCCAGCCCCAGCCACGCCAAGAGGAGGCCGAUGACGACGCCAACGACUACGACUCCGAUGAAGGAACUACGCUGGGAGCCCUUGAGUUUAGCCUUCUAUAUGAACAGGAGAACAACAGCCUCCACUGUAACAUCAUUAGGGGAAAGGGUCUGAAGCCCAUGGACUCCAACGGACUGGCUGACCCCUAUGUCAAGCUGCAUCUGCUGCCUGGUGCCAGCAAGGCAACCAAGCUGCGCACGAAGACCCUCCGCAACACGAGGAACCCCAACUGGAACGAGACGCUGGUAUAUCACGGACUCACUGAGGACGACCUGCAGCGCAAAACCCUCAGGCUGUCCGUGUGCGACGAGGAUAAGUUUGGGCACAACGAGUUCAUUGGGGAGACCAGAGUGCCGCUGAAGAAGCUGAAGAUGAACCAAAAGAAGAACUUCAACAUCUGCCUGGAGAGAGUGAUCGCUACAAAGAGAACCGCCACGGCAGGAGGAGCUCGAGGCAUCGCGCUCUACGAGGACGAGCCGGGGAAAGAUGGAGAGGUGGAGGAGCGUGGUCGGAUUCUCAUCUCUUUGAUGUACAGCACCCAGCUGGGCCGCCUCAUCGUCGGGGUGGUGCGCUGCGUUCACCUGGCUGCCAUGGAUGCCAACGGAUACUCUGACCCCUUCGUGAAAAUUUUCCUGAAGCCUGACAUGGGGAAGAAGGCCAAGCAGAAGACUCAGAUCAAGAAGAAGACUCUGAACCCAGAGUUUAAUGAGGAAUUCAGCUAUGAAAUCAAACACGCAGAGUUGGCCAAAAAGACCCUGGGCAUUUCCGUUUGGGACUACGACAUUGGCAAAUCCAAUGACUACAUCGGCGGCUGCCAGCUGGGCAUCACGGCCAAAGGCGAGCAACUGAAACACUGGUACGAGUGCCUCAAGAACAAGGACAAGAAGAUUGAGCGCUGGCACACCCUGCUCAACGCGAACCACGACACCAGUGAUUAAGGGGGCUCCGUUGGGGCUCUGUCCACCCCCUCUCAUGCCCGCCUUGCAUGACGUCCACCCCUACUGACCGCCGUCCACACAUCGCCUCCACGCCACACCAUGCUUCUCCACCUCCGGCUGACCCCAGACCUCCACUGUUGACAAUGUCCAGCCCUGCAUUCCUUAAACUAACUAGCACUCGUAUCUACUUUGGUCUCCUUUUAGACUUCAAUGUCCUGCAUCCUUCUAACAGUGGACUGACUUUAACCACUGCUGCACUGAGCACCCCCUAUCCCAUAAACACCAAGCGGCCCUCUUUCGGGCGUAUCUCUCCGUCUUACCGUCAUCACUGGGUAAUGUGCAAUCACUCCUGAAAUACUCGAGAAUAUAUUCAUUGUCAUGAAACAGGCAGAGAAAGAGAGAGAGAAAAAAAGAGAGAAAAAAAUAGAGAUGUCAUUCUUAACUGUUGGUGAGGGUGGCCACUGAUUAGUCAGUCAUGGGAUUGUGAUAUCUCCAAAGUUUAUGCUAAAAAAGAAACUGAAAUGUUUUAAAAGCGACUUCAGAAAACCGCAAGGCUUAGACGAUGAGACUGAGCUUGCACAAAAAAAGCCGGCACAGGGUAGGUGUAGGGUCUGCAGUUUGCCGCCUGCACUGGGCUGGACAUGCCGCCUCCUCUCAGCUGUCAGGUGUGGAAUGUUGACAUCAGAUGAUGAGGCCAACAGGUGGAAAGCACAGAGUCACGUGUAGAAGCAUGAACAAACGAGAAGCUAACACCAUUACACAACCGCGUCCUCACCCAUCUCAAGAGAUGAGAGCAUUUUCUUUUGUACAUUCAAAUGCUUUAUCACGUCUUAGCAACAUGUCAAAAAGGUAUCAAAGAUAAAAGCAUAAAAAGGGAAAUCAAAAUACAGUAAAGAAAAGUGGAGCAUGAUUGACACAAAAGUGACAGGCCUGUGCUAUUGUGAAAUGCAGUGAGCUCUGACAACUUCUUAGGAUUAUGUCAAGACUGUUCUUUCUUGUUUUAGAGUUAACCUGUAGUAGUAUUACUUGGUAAUUAAUUAGCAUCAUGACUCACAUUAUUUAUGAUAUUUUGUGAUGAUUACUUAGCAUUGUAGAAUGGAAAUACAGUAUUGUCCAUUUUGCUAUAAGUGCAAAAAAAGUCAGUUUAUGUUGAAGUUAGCUUUGGAUGUACAUGGCCUAGAUGCCCACUUAUGGAGUUAUGCUUGAAGUCAUGUUCCUCAAUGUUAGAUACCUUGACUGAUCUUUGUAGGUGGUUAGAGAGUGGUGAAAACAAACAACAACACAAAACUCCUGUUGUGUAUAUUACAAAAAAAAAAAUGGGGGAAAAAAUCAAUGCACAGAAACUAGUGGUUGUUUACAUGAAGCCGUAAAAGAGCAAAUUGUCCCUUCUUUCUCAGACCCUUUGGGAGUGGAAAUGUCUCAUGAGAUUUUCUACCACAUUGAUUCUACCUGAGCAGAGAAAGGCAGACGCCUGCAUAAUCUCAGAACCACUUGCUCUUACUGCCUUGUCAUUCCUUAUCGGCGGGG